CACCAACAAACACACACAAACAGAGACACCUGUACACACACACAGACAUGUACAUACACACACACAGAUACACACACAGAAACAUGUACACACACUCACAAAGACAUGUACACACACAGGCACGUACAGACACGCAUACACACAGAUACAUGUACAUACACAGAAAUACACACGCACAGACACAUGUACAUACAUACACAGACACAUGUACACACUGACACAUAUACGCACAUACACACAAACACACACACACAUGUACAUGCACACACACAGACAGACACAUGUACACACACACAUACAUGUACAUACACACAUGUAUAUACACACAGGCACAUGUACAUGCACACACAAACACACACACAUGUACACGUACACACCCCCCCCAUAAAAAGUUGCACUACUUCGUUGUUCACUCACAGAGCCGGGUACUGCACUCUGGGGGGAGGCAGAGAGCACAGCACACACUCCUUCCUUUGCUUUUCACUGCGCUCAGCUAUUGAGCAGACUAAAGGCUCCCAGUGCCAAUGACAGAUCCGGCCUGAGCCCUGAGCCUGCUCAGCAAGACAGCCCUGGAGGACACACUCGCCCCCACCAUAAUUUCCACUCACAAUUGGCGAGCAGGCGAGUGGAAAUUUCAAGCCCUGUACUAA
Molecule: messenger RNA, 650 nt
Organism: Staurois parvus
Lineage: Eukaryota; Metazoa; Chordata; Amphibia; Anura; Ranidae
Source: the annotation of a GenBank genome assembly